AUGGGUGUCAAAGUUGCUUGUCACAAUCGUGGAAGAAAUGGCAAAUAUAUCGAUAUCAUAGACUUGUCAUUUUGGUCGCCCAAAAACAAAGAUUCGGAAAUAAGAGAUAGCCAGCGACAACAUUUCCAAGAAAAUCAAAACCAAAAUCAAAAUCAAAAUCAAAACUUUAAUUCAGUCAAUCCGUACCAACCUCAUCAAACAAACAAUUCACUUUUCACCUACAACUACAAUCAGCAUAACCAAUAUUAUUCACAAUUACCAUCCCAUCCUCCUGUUGAUCAUGUUCACCAAUAUCAUCAACCACUCUAUAUCAAUCCAAUAUAUGGCUGGAAUAUUCAUCAUCAUCCACAGAACGAUCAACAACAACAACAACAACCUAACAAUAUCCAAGAUAUAAUUACAACUGCACAGCAGUUGUCUCACUCAUCAAAUACCUUUACACCCAAUUAUCAGCACUUUAUUUCUGUUCAAGAAAUUAACUUGCCUGAUCAACAAUCUGCUGUUGGCCCUCAAUUUUCUAACGAGUACCGUAUCUAUCAACAACCAGUUAUCAAUACCAAUAUCCAACAAUCUAUCCCUAGUCAUUAUCCUGAAAGUCAACAGCCAACCACCAAUGUUCAACUCAUUGACCAGCAGCCUGUUAUCCAGCAGCCUGUUAUACAGCAACCCAAUGCUCGGCAGCCUGUUUCUGAUUAUCAGCCUACUCUUGACCAUCAGCUUAUUCCUCUACCACAUCCUGCUAUUCAUCAUUACUCUCCCAACUCACAACAAUCCACUAAUGCUCAAGUUUUUAAUGUUUUGUCUAUGGUUCAACACUCUGCCACAACCUAUUAUCCGCUCAACAAGCCACAAGUUGUCAGCCAUCCUAGUGAUCAAAAGCUCAUUGACCAACAACCUGCCACAAAUGAUGCAUCCACCAGUCACCACCUUUCUAUCAAUUAUAUUAUUAACCAUCCCACUGGCAAUCUCACUGAUCACCAAAUCCAAAUCCCAUUGGCUCCUCCUGUCCCACAUAAUAUAAGUCGGGAACCCAUUUUAUCAUCAAAUAUCCCUACUGAUAACAUUGCAAUCACUCUACCAACCACUACCGAUCUCCAUCCAGAUCCACAACCUAAUUCACAAAUCUCACUCAGUCAAACAACAGCAACACUAAUAGAAACGUCAACAGACCAAAUAAACAGAACAACCCAACGAAGAAGAGAAUCAUCUUCUCAACCAGAUUACAGAUUCAAGAGAACACAUGAUGUCUGA
Messenger RNA from Ascoidea rubescens DSM 1968, 1251 nucleotides. RefSeq lists its product as uncharacterized. The transcript has a single exon. Bases 1 to 1251 code for a protein of 416 amino acids. The record is from RefSeq and is a predicted model, not a curated record. NCBI's taxonomy places the organism in Eukaryota, Fungi, Ascomycota, Saccharomycetes, Ascoideales, Ascoideaceae.